Podarcis muralis (Common wall lizard) is the source of this 6257-nucleotide messenger RNA. It is a transcript of the gene LRATD2, whose product is annotated as LRAT domain containing 2. NCBI's taxonomy places the organism in Eukaryota, Metazoa, Chordata, Lepidosauria, Squamata, Lacertidae. The record is from RefSeq and is a predicted model, not a curated record.
AGCUCCCUCCACUGGCUGCGAUCGGCGCUGCGCGCACCGAGCAGGGCGCACGGAGGAGGAAGCGCCACCAAAGACGCGCGACUUUGCUGCGUUUGGGAAACAAAAAGCGGGCGGGCGAGAAAGCGCGCACCCGCCUCCCUCCCGGGAGAGCCGUGCCUUUAAAUGCUGGGGGCCGAGCGCUCGCCGGGGACUCCAGCGCCCGCCUCGCUCUCUCCAGCCACCCGCUCCGGCUCCCGCUUGUUGCUCAGGCCGGCUGGCCAGGCGGGCGCGCGGCGCGCAGCCGGAGCGCACAGCGCGGCGACCAUGAGCCACCUGCGGCCGGGCUGAGCUGGAGGGGGGAAGCCACAACUCUCUGUUGGCUGUUGCUCCCCCCACCCCCCAGGGGAGACGAAUAAGCCUUCAGGAACCAGGCGGACUAACCGGCUCCCCAGGAGCCUCGCAGCGGCGGCGUCGCUUGGUAAGUUUCCAGCGCCGUCGCCGCCACCAGCAGCCGCUCUCCGGACGGAGGAGGAGGAAUAGGAGGAGCGGGGGAAGGUAUGGGGAGUGGAUCAGGUGACGGCAGCCAGGCACACCUGGGCUGAUCUCCGGCUUGUUUGUGCAGAGAAGGCGGCGGGAGAGCAGGCAUGGGGAACCAAGUGGAGAAGCUGACGCACUUAAACUACAAGGAGGUUCCCACCACAGACCCGACGGGCAUGGACAGGGAUGAGGGCCCCCGGAUUGGGGUCUCCUACAUAUUUUCUAACGACGACGAUGACGUGGAGCCUCAACAUGACUCCGUGGCGCCCGACCUCGGCGGAGAGCACCCCACGUCUCAGCCGUACGACCCCCGGCUUCAUGAAGUGGAAUGUUCCAUCUAUUACCGCGACGAGUGCAUAUACCAGAAAAGCUUCUCUGGGGAUGCGCCGACGUCCGACGGGGUGGAAGGAGGAGGAGGAGGGGGCCACCUGGCCACCUACACACCAGAAAACCUUUUGAACCGGUGCAAGCCUGGGGACGUGGUGGAGUUUGUCUGCCAGGCCCAGUACCCUCACUGGGUGGUCUACGUUGGGGAUUUCCAAGUUGUGCACCUGCACCGGUUGGAGGUAGUGAACAGCUUUCUGACCGACGCCAGCCAGGGCAGGCGGGGACGUAUUGCUAACCAGCUGUACCACUACAAGCCUCUGAGCCCGGCCACAGUGGUGCGGAACGCCCUGGACCAGGUGGGCUGCAAGGACCGGGACCUCAGCUGGAGGAACUCGGAGUGCUUUGCCGCGUGGUGCCGCUACGGCAAGCGCGAGUUCAAAAUCGGCGGCGAGCUGCGGAUAGGCAAGCAGCCAUACCGCUUGCAGAUCCAGCUGGGGGAGAAGCGCAGCCACACCCUGGAAUUCCAGAGUCUGGAGGACCUCAUCAUGGAGAAGCGGAGGAACGACCAGAUCGGGAAGGUGGCUGUCCUCCAAGAACUGUCCAGCCACCUGCAGCCGGCCGAAGACGCCGACGGCAAGGAUCCCGGGGCCCAGACAGCCAACGAGUAAGCGGGGCUUGCACCGCUGGGCCCAGCCUGGGUGACACGAUUAAAACUGAAGGCGGAGAAACUGAGCUGUUAUAAGCCCCUUUGGGCUGCUUCAGGGUGGCUUCACUCCAAUCACAUGUGAAGGGAAGUGUGUGUGGGGGGGAAGCUGAUUAAGUGUCUGUACUUUAGCACUUAACUCCUUCCGCGCUUGGUAGAACCAGCAACUUUACUUUUUUAUUUUGUUUUGUUUUUUGGUCAAGGGUUAAAACUCAGGGAGAUCUUCCUUCCUCUCUGUUCUGGCGUGGUUUUCUCUCCCCCAGCCGGCUCCAAGUCUGUGCUUUUAGCUCCUGCAGCUUUAAAUUUGGGUGAAGUCCAGUGGCUCUGGGCUACAUGAUUAAAAUGCGGAGCCGGAAAGUUCCCCUCUGCUGUCUGUUUCCCCCCUCCUUUACCUCCUAGUUUGCAUUGGCAUUUCUGGAAUCUAUUUCAGUCCUGGCCUCCCCAACCUCCCCUGCCCCCAUUCCUCCAAGAAUCUAAUGGCUAAAUCACUGUUAACGCCGUAGAAUGGGGUUGUUGGCCUGUUUGCAUUGGCUUCUUAAUAAAGAGAAGCCAGCCUUUGGAAGGCUAUGGGAUGGAGGCUCCUGGGUCCCCUUUGUGGGAUCUCUGGAAGGAGCCCUUGUUAUUAGACUCCUGCUCCCAUCAUCCCUGUCCAUUGGCCAUGUUGGCUGGGGGACGAUGGGUGUUGGAGUCCUGCAACAUCUAGAGGUCUACUGGUUCCACAUCCCUGGUGUAGGAGGACAGUUGCAACUUCUUUUCACUUUUAACCGAGGAGCCUAAAAUAUGUUGGCAGAAAGUUGGCUUCUGUUUCCUGGUAGCAGGGCAGAUUUCCUUCGGGUGCUACUGAAAUGGUUGGCAAAGCUUUCCCUUGAAUUCUGUUGAGCCAUAUGACCCACUUUCAAUAUAUCUCACAGGCCAGUUGGGGGUUUUUUUUGGGGGGGGGGAUCAUACUAUUUUGGUGGCAGUGGGAGAAGGAUUAAAUCCACGUGGCACCAUUGGGAUGUGAAUUGGCUUCAUAGCCACAUAAUGUUUGGGCACAUCUAUGUUAUUGCAAAAUGUGUAUUAAUUCUACACAAUUUAAUUGCACACUAGGAACUGAUAGCUCCCCCCCUUUUUUAAGGUCUCUGGGUCCAAAAUUUCUGGGUUUGCAUGACAGUUGGCUUGGAGGGCAGACAUACCCUGAUUUAAUUGCUUUUGGAGAUCAGGUUCUUAGUGAUUUUGAAGAAACUGGUUGUCUCGAUCAGUUUGUAUUGUAAUUUGGUUUGCUUACGAAAUUGAUUUCAGGAUCCCAGGAAAACUGUUUCUGAAAGGUUGGGGUUUUUUCACCCUUUCCCUUUCCCUUUGCACCUCAGUAAGAUCUGCAGAUCGUAGAAAGCCCUCUCCCUUUCUGAGUAGCGGUUUGGCAGUAGACUAGGCUUAUCUGUUGCCUGAAGUUAUGGUGGGUUUUCAAGCUGUGUUCUGGCUUCACCUGCUGCACGUAGAUUCCUCCGGAAGCCUUUUUAAGUUCAUCCCCAUGUGCCGCUGCGCCACAACGAUAUUGUUGGGGGAAGAAAGAGGGAGCAAUUGUUCUCCUUUUGGUGAUAGAUCUGAUUUUUAAAAGCCAUUUGACUCGUCAAGGGAUCGUAGUUGCAGAAGGAGAGAGAUGCAAAGCCUUCCUUUGUAGUGGCUUGCUAGCGCAGGGUAACAAUUGAAUUGGCCCUGUUUUUUGAAAGCUCUUUUCACUUCAAUGGGGUUUAUGUAAUAGCCAUGCUUGAUGGGUUGUUUUCUGCCUGAGAAUUGCAUCCCACUUCCUAGCAUUCAGAGAACACAACAGGGUCCUUCACACAAAUGGGGCGAGGAAGAGAGAGCUUAUUUCUUGAAUGAGCCACCGGAUUGACUUGAGGUAGCAAGAAUUAGUACUGUACUUGAAAGCAAAGUGUUUUCAAUGGAAUUAAGCAGAAUAUAUAGUAUAUCCUCCCCCCCCCCUCUUACAGCUUGCAGUUCUCCACUACUUGAUGCAAAAAAGGAUUCCUUUGCCCUGCUGUCCAUUGCAAGAUUGGAUCAUAUGUAAUCGGAGAGAGUGGGCUGUACUCCUCAUGAAACAUACUUUGGGGUAUUCCCACGAGAGUUAGCAGGUCUGUUCCAGGGCAAGCAACUUUUGGGUUGCGAGUAGUUUGGAAGGCAAAGGAAUUUCAAGUUUGAUUCGGUUGUCGUGACUCUGAAGUUAAGGAAACUGUAGCACAUAGGAAACGGUUUCUUAGCUUCCCCUAACACUUUCUGUCUGUUCUUGGGAUACACUGUUCUGUUGCAGCGGCAACUAGGUAAACCCACAAGCCAGAUCAUUUGUCUUAAACCAACGUAAUAUGGCGCCCUGAAAGCCGUUUUCAACAGUAAUCCCGAAGUGGCUUGCUCUGAAGUAUUCAAACCUGAAGUUAGUGGUUCACCUCAAAGAAUACAGCAGGUUGUACAUUCAACAGAAAAAAGUGGUAGAGGCUUUCCAGGGCUGUACCACUUUAGGCUGCAUUUGUGGGGGGGUCACAUGAUUGGAUGCUUCUCUUCCCAGAACAAACACAAACCUUCCCUUAGCAUAGAAGACGCACGCCACAAAUGUUCAUAUCACAAUUUUCUCUGUGUCGUAAACAGAGUCUUAUCCAAUGCGGCACUCGAGAUAUGUGAUUGCCCCCCCCCCCAUACUUUGAAAUAGUACAGUCCAGGAAAACAAAGUUGCUGCUUCAUUCUGCUGAAUGUAGAACUCCCCAGAAACUUGCAGCGCUUGUCUGAUUCUUGCACUCCAAGCAAACCCACACUUGAUUUGACUUAGCUGGGUUGUGGGCUGUUGCAUCACUGUUUGUUUUUGGGUGGAGGGAUAGCAAUGCUAUUAUUUCACCAACCAGUUUCUGAGCUUUUCGUUUUGAGAUGACGGAAAGUUCACGAUAAUUUCUCGAGGAAGCCACCGGUGUCGGAAAACACGGGCCAGCUUCCAAGUCGUGUGCUCCAGACCAUGAGACCCCCUAAACAGCUGUGCACAAUGCACAAGAUCUGAAGGUGGCAUUGAGGAGCAGGAUGCAGCUCCUGGCAUGCUUCCGAGGCUGUUGUCGGUGCACCUGCCUACGCCGGAAAAAUCCUGCUUCCGGUGAUGUCGUCCCGUUGGUGGGCGUGAGCUGUGGGCUUGGUCUCUGUCCUUGCAAGAUGGAAAUGGCACCUGAGCAUUGGGGGGGGGGCACUUCCUAUAUACACGAGCCAGUUAUGAACACCAAUUGAGUACUUCCUGUCAUUGUGCCCCCCCAGAAAUCUGUGGCUUCUUCCCUCCUCCUCCCCCUGUGGAAUAAAAGGUUUUAAGGAUGCCCUAAAAUAGGGCGAUGUCUCGGAACUGGGCUUGAUGCUGGAGUAGCCAUUGCUUAUCCUGGAACCUGCAACUUGUUUGGCAAGGGGAUGAGUGUGUAAGAGGGGUUGUUUCAACGGGUGAAGCAGUGGGUGGGAAGCGAUGUCUUGUUUUGCUGUUUUCCUGCCCCUUGAUCCAUAGACGUGUGUUGUGCAGUGUCGCCUGAAGGAAAACAAUGGGGAGGGAUUGUAGGAGAAAAGCAGCAGGUGGAGGAAGGGUUAAGCCAGGGGUCGGCAGCGUGCCCACGAGCCACCCCCUAACCGAACCGCUCGCUCGGUGAGUCCCCCACGCACUGCGCUAAACCGGUGCAGCACGGGGACUCGCCGAGCGGCACCGGAAAUCACAUCUGCGCAUGCACAGAUACCAGAAAUUGCGUCUGCGCAUGUCCAGAUGCCGAAAAUCACUUGGGCAUGCGCAGAAGCGAUUUCUGGCACCGUGGACGUGCGCAGACGUGAUUUCACUCUGCACCAGUCUGGCCCACACCACAGAUAAUCUCCAUGGGAGUGAUCCAGCCCAUGGCCAGUAAACCGUUCUGACCCCUGGGUUAAGCACUCACAUGUUCCUCCUCCCCUUUCCCCUCCAUAGCUUUUCUGGUGGUCACACAUCUGAGUUUUCCCCUGAAAACUUAGCUCUCCCUUCGGUAUAAAGCCUCUGUCCCAAGUCUACAGAAGGGAGGGUUGUGGCAGAUGACACCUUCUUCCAGCACUUUGGUGCCAUAACAGGUGAGGAAGCAGUACCUGCUGCAAUUCUCCUUUCAUUAAACCACUAUUAAAGGCACAACGGAGCCUUGGCUUCCUGUUAAAUCCUUCAACUGUAUCCUGGCUCCAGAGUCGAUUCUAUAAAGUUAUUAAUGAUUCCGGUCCUCAGUUUUGUGUAGGACGAGAUUUAUUCCACUAUGUGACGAGUGGUUGUAAAAUUAUAUUUUCUUACACAAGUAUUUUUUUUGAAAGAAAGCCUAUAACGAGAAUAUUUACAUUUCUUGAAAGUUGUUGUAUUAUUUUCACACGCAAAAAAGAAAAGAAAAAAAGAAUAUCCUCCAAAUCGGUUAUUAUUUUUGUCAUUGGUGAUCUAAAAGUAUUUUCUAGGUCAUAAAUCUACUGUAAAAGAAACUAUAGAUGUCAAACAUUGUGAAUCUAUGUAUCUACAAGGUACUAAACUGUAACUUUACUGUGAAAAUUAUUUUCCCCUGUGUGUCCGAAACACUGAAGAUGGUUUUGGGGGAGGAACUUUUUCUCAUCAGCUUUUAUUCCCCCCCCCCAAAAAAAACCCAUGAUGUGCUUUAUUUGUAAAAGCAAAUACUUAUUCAUUGUUGGACAGCUGCUCAGGUUUAAACAAAACUCAUUUGUUAACUGA